GCGUCCGUCGAGCUCAGCGAUUGGACAAAAUCCUGAUCUCGUCCGUGAGAGCGUCUAAGUCCUGUCAAUCAAUGACAAACUGGAAACGUGCAGCCCAUUUUCGCAUAGACCACUGUAGCCUGCGUGUUUGUAGUGACGGAAAAGUUGGAAAAGGUCUUUUUAGAAAAGCGUUUAGUCGCUUAAACGGUAGUUAUUAACGUCAAUAACGAGUUGACUGUGCUUAUAUCGGCGGGGGACGUUUUCUCAGAAACCUUGAACGACACACAGAGGGGUCAACAUGGCCCAGUGGAAUCAGUUACAGCAGUUGGAGACACGGUAUCUGGAGCAGCUGUAUCACCUGUACAGUGACAGCUUCCCUAUGGAGCUGCGGCAGUUCUUGGCCCCCUGGAUCGAGAGCCAGGACUGGGCGUAUGCAGCCAACAAGGAGUCUCACGCCACGCUUGUGUUCCAUAACUUGCUGGGGGAGAUUGAUCAGCAGUACAGCCGCUUCCUGCAGGAGAACAAUGUCCUGUACCAACACAACCUGCGGCGUAUCAAACAGCACCUGCAGAGCAAGUAUCUGGAGAAGCCCAUGGAGAUCGCCCGCAUCGUGGCCCGCUGCCUGUGGGAAGAGCAGCGUCUGCUGCAGACGGCCACCACUGCACAGCAGGAUGGCCAAGUUGCCCAUCCCACUGGCACUGUGGUGACGGAAAAACAGCAGAUACUGGAACACAACCUGCAGGAUAUUAGGAAGAGAGUACAGGAUAUGGAGCAGAAGAUGAAGAUGUUGGAAAAUCUACAAGAUGAUUUUGACUUCAACUACAAAACUCUUAAAAGUGCUGGAGAGUUGUCACAGGACCUGAAUGGAAACAGCCAGGCAGCAGCCACCAGGCAGAAGAUGUCUCAGCUGGAGCAGAUGCUGAGUGCUCUGGAUCAGCUGAGGAGGCAAAUAGUUACUGAGAUGGCAGGGCUGCUGUCUGCCAUGGACUUUGUGCAGAAGAAUCUGACAGAUGAAGAACUGGCCGACUGGAAGAGGAGACAGCAGAUCGCCUGCAUUGGAGGACCACCGAACAUCUGCCUGGACCGUUUAGAGACAUGGAUCACCUCUUUGGCUGAGUCACAGUUGCAGAUAAGACAGCAGAUCAAGAAACUGGAGGAGCUUCAACAGAAGGUCUCCUACAAAGGAGAUCCAAUUAUUCAACACCGCCCAGCUCUGGAGGAGAAGAUCGUAGACCUGUUCCGCAACCUUAUGAAGAGUGCAUUUGUUGUUGAGAGGCAGCCUUGUAUGCCCAUGCACCCUGACCGACCACUUGUCAUCAAAACAGGAGUUCAGUUCACCACCAAAGUCAGGUUACUUGUGAAAUUCCCAGAGUUGAAUUACCAGCUGAAAAUAAAAGUGUGUAUUGACAAGGAGUCAGGUGACGUGGCAGCCAUUCGAGGUUCACGAAAGUUCAACAUCCUUGGCACCAACACGAAGGUGAUGAACAUGGAGGAAUCCAACAAUGGCAGCCUGUCAGCAGAGUUCAAACAUCUGACUCUUCGUGAGCAGAGAUGUGGCAAUGGAGGCCGUACCAACAGUGACGCGUCUCUGAUCGUGACUGAAGAACUGCACCUGAUCACGUUUGAGACAGAGGUCUACCACCAAGGACUAAAGAUCGACCUUGAGACACAUUCUCUCCCAGUGGUGGUCAUCUCUAAUAUCUGUCAAAUGCCAAAUGCAUGGGCGUCCAUCCUGUGGUACAACAUGCUGACCAACCAUCCCAAGAAUGUGAAUUUCUUCACCAAACCUCCUGUAGGAACAUGGGAUCAGGUGGCUGAGGUGCUCAGUUGGCAGUUUUCAUCCACAACCAAGAGAGGACUUACCAUCGAGCAGCUCACCACACUUGCAGAGAAACUUCUGGGUCCUUGUGUAAACUACUCUGGUUGCCAGAUCACAUGGGCCAAGUUCUGCAAAGAAAACAUGGCAGGAAAAGGUUUCUCAUUCUGGGUGUGGCUAGACAACAUUAUCGACCUAGUGAAGAAGUAUAUUUUGGCUCUAUGGAAUGAAGGGUAUAUUAUGGGCUUCAUCAGUAAAGAAAGAGAGAGGGCAAUCCUGAGCCCAAAGCCUCCUGGGACAUUCCUGCUGCGCUUCAGUGAAAGCAGCAAAGAGGGAGGCAUUACCUUCACCUGGGUCGAGAAGGACAUCAAUGGUAAGACCCAGAUCCAGUCGGUUGAACCGUACACUAAGCAGCAGCUCAACAGCAUGUCUUUCGCUGAGAUCAUCAUGGGCUACAAGAUCAUGGAUGCCACCAACAUCCUCGUCUCGCCACUGGUCUACCUCUACCCCGAUAUCCCCAAGGAGGAGGCGUUUGGCAAGUACUGCCGCCCCGAGGCCCAGCCUGACACCGAAUUCCCUGAUCCUGGAUGUGUAAUUCAGCCUUACCUGAAGACCAAGUUCAUCUGUGUCACCCCGUGUCCUUCGGUCUUCAUGGACUUCCCGGACAGUGAGCUGCUUGGGAACGGCUUCCCUGGGACUAACUCUGGCAACACAAGCGAUUUGUUCCCAAUGUCCCCUCGUACACUCGACUCUCUCAUGCACAAUGAAGCCGCCGAGGCCAACCCAGGACCUCUGGAAUCUCUCACUCUGGACAUGGAGUUGAGCUCUGAUCAUCCCUCACCAAUGAGAGAAGGGUUUGCAGCCACGACGGUCUCAGAUAUGGACACCUGCCGAAAUGCUUAGUUUUAGUGUUUUUUUUUUUCUUUCUUUUUAAAAAUUUCCAUUGGAUAAUUAUGUACAUAAUGCUUAGGUGCUACAGCUGCUUUUUCUCUCCGAUCCAUUUUUUUUUUUUUUUUGUUCUCUGUUUUUACAGUCAUAGCCAAAAGUUAGCAAAAUUGUAACCUUUCGUCCUCGUAUCAAUACGCAAUUGAGCUCAUUCAAUGGUUAAGAUGUUAUUCUUUGCUCUUUUUUUAUAGGAAUGUGAGGCCUUCAAGACCGGUUUUUAGAUUUUUUGACCUUUGUCAAUGAAAGUGUGAAUGUUAAGGCUCUUUAACAUGUUUAAUUGCAGACAUUUGGCCAUGACUGUAUGGUAGCCAUAUGAUUUUUUUAGUAAUAGAAAUAGCCUUUGACUUGUAUUUCACUGAAUGUCCACUAGUGUUGGCAAACAUUAAAACAUAUUUUGAGCUGUUGGCAUAGCAUAGGGCCAGUGAAUUCUGUGUUCUUUAUGUUGAUCUUUGGAAAUGAGCGAGAAGGGGUGUAAACUUCACGGUAGUAUUGAUGGAAUGAAUUAGUACAGAAGUAUCAUUUAUGGUGAGAUCAUAAGUUGUAAAGUAAGUUUACUUUGUGCAUGCAGGUCUAUAACAUCCCUUUUAGCUUUUGUUUUACGUGAAUUUACUGUAUUUUAAUGUUGAAGAAAAGUAUUUUACUCUUUUAUUGGAUGUCUUUGGGAAGUGAAUGGAAGAAGAUAAAUAUAUAUGAAUAUACAUUACGCAGAUGAGCAAAUGUGAUAUUUCCAUCAUAUUAUUGUGUCUCCAAUAUGAUGUUUAAUGCGCUAACUUGGAUGACAAGAAAAAUCUUGCACAGAGCCAGCAGGACUAUUAUUGUAACAUAAUUAGAUGGUGAAUUUUAGAGAGACAGACACACAUACAUGCACAUAUAUAGAAAUACGCACACAUAUUUAUAAUUUCAUUCUUUAAUUCACUGAUUUGUUGUGUUGUCAUGUAAGGCAGUGCUUCAAAUGGAAAUAUGAUGGAAAAUGAUGUUUCUUCAUUGUGUAACUACUUUUUAAAUGUCUGUCAGUCUAAGUUUGUUUCCCACUCUGUGUAUCUGUCCUUCCACUCUCAAUUUAUGGUGUGUAUACUAUUAUAUAUACACUGCACUAUGUAUAUUCACUUUAUUGUACAAUGAAUUGUUGAUGAGAAACCGUUA
Messenger RNA from Onychostoma macrolepis, 3883 nucleotides. It is a transcript of the gene stat3, whose product is annotated as signal transducer and activator of transcription 3 (acute-phase response factor). Gene Ontology annotation, molecular function: DNA-binding transcription factor activity, RNA polymerase II-specific; RNA polymerase II cis-regulatory region sequence-specific DNA binding. The transcript has 24 exons. The coding region runs from base 278 to 2698 and encodes 806 amino acids. Gene Ontology annotation, biological process: response to peptide hormone; growth hormone receptor signaling pathway via JAK-STAT; regulation of transcription by RNA polymerase II. The record is from RefSeq and is a predicted model, not a curated record. NCBI's taxonomy places the organism in Eukaryota, Metazoa, Chordata, Actinopteri, Cypriniformes, Cyprinidae.